Linum trigynum is the source of this 2437-nucleotide messenger RNA. Lineage: Eukaryota; Viridiplantae; Streptophyta; Magnoliopsida; Malpighiales; Linaceae. The record is from the annotation of a GenBank genome assembly.
UGAUAAAUUUGAUAACUUAUUAACAAACUCACAAAUAUUCAAAGGACGGGAAAAUGCUCAAAAAUUAUACAAAAGAUCUUAGGUGUUGGAUGAGCUUAAUGGUGGUGGAGAAUGCUUCAAUAAACACACCAAAAGAUGAACGGUUAUGUCUAUUUCAUGGGAAUCAUGUACCGUCAACGAUUGUCUCUCACGAUUAACACUAAAAAGGGGAUGGAUGAUUGAGUGCUUGCCUCCGGACUACGAAUCUUCCGACUAUUGAUAAUUAUGUGUCUUUCUCAAAGUAACACUUCUCACAUAAAUUAUAUAAAAUUCGUGAAUCUACUCAAUCUAAUAACUAAUAAGAAUACCUUUAAUAACUUAUUCUUUUGUAUUCAUUUCCAAUAACUUCAACUUUACUUCUCAAAUUUAAGAUAAGGUUAACAAAAAUAGCUAAGACGUGACUUUUCCAAAUCACUUAGAACCCAAAGUUUAGUAGCCGUCUAUGCAAUUGAUCCACCGUAAGGCCGUAAUAGCAAGGCCAGCUGGUUGAACACAGAAUCCCCGCUAAAUAGCUCUGCUUUGGCAAUUGCCUGCGCCGUCCCACUACAACUUGUGGUUUGGCUGGAAAAUGGUCUUCACCCUCUCGACUGCAGCCCCGUGGCUUCUACGGAAGGCAUUUCAACAGUUCGCACUCGUCUCUCAGCCUUUCCCUAAGCCUUCGAAUCUCUCUUUCCAUGGAACCCUUCGCUUACCUCCGGUGGCCUCGCCUCCUCCGAGCCGACAAGUAUCAGGCAUUUGUAGCUCGGCACAAGCUAUGAAGAAUCAAGUUGAUGGGUUGCUCAACGGUGUAGCAGAUAAAGCCGUCAUUGAAGAAGUGAAACACGUUCUUGAAAUGGCUACUAGGGCUACACGUGAUAGACAAGUUCUCCAUACCGAUUUUCUCACACCGCCAACAGUGAGAGAGUCGAUGCUGGCGUUGGAGAAACUGGCUGACAUUACAGCAGUUGUCCAAGGAGGAUAUCCGCAGGCUGAGCGUUGCCGGAUUUCAAUUGGGCAUCCUGAAGUAAUUGCUGACAAAGAUGCAGAUGCGGUUGCAGCAUUGAGUAUAACAGGAAACUUUGGAUUCGUAUCCUGUACUCAUGGUGACUUCUUAGGUUCAAUUCUUGGUACAGGAAUUGUCAGGGAAAAGUUUGGGGAUGUGUUGCUAUUGGAGGGAGGUAAAGGGGCACAAUUUUUAGUGGUUCCAGAACUUGUUGACUUUAUGACAUCCUCAUUAAACAAGGUCGGAAGUGUUUCCGUUUCUUGUACGAGGAUACCCCUGCAUGAUCUUGAUUAUCAGCCUCCACAGACCAAGACAUUUAGAACAGUAGAAGCAUCACUGAGGUUAGAUGCCCUGGCCAGUGCAGGUUUCAAAAUCUCUCGGUCCAAGCUUGUCGAUUUGAUCAGUAACCGGGAUGUGCGAGUGAAUUGGUCCACGGUCACGAAAAACAAUACCAAUUUGAAGAGUGGAGAUAUCAUCUCAGUCAGCGGGAAAGGAAGAAUGAAGGUAGGUGAAAUAAACAAUACAAAGAAAGGGAAGUUUGCCGUGGAGCUCAUUCGAUACAUUUAAACCAGUCUCAAUCAAGCAGAGCUCAUUCCUUCUGUCAGCCAGGUAAAAACUGUUAUAGAUGCUGAAUUGUCUCGAGACAUUGGUUGUUGUACCUAAUAUGAUUCUUGUUAAUGCAGAUUCUGUUUCAUGAUCAUAUUACGACCGAUGAAAAUACGUCACACCCGGCAACUGCUCGUUCAUUUUGUGUUCUUGUCUUGUAUGCAUCUUGUGUAGACUGAAACGUGAUUCCGGUCUCCAGAGACGAGAGAACACUAAUGGGCUUCGUGAUUGAUUGCGUUAGUUUGGACUUUGGAAGUAAGGAGCCCAGUAGAUAAUUUUCCUUUGGGCCCUCACUCCUUAGUCUGCACAGAGGACUCGUGAGCCUUGAAUCUUUUCAGGCUUGUUUGAUGGGCUUGGACCCAGUUUGAGCGUCGAGCAUUUUGCUAAUCCCACAAAAGUUUUAGCUUAACAUGUGGUGGUGUAUGUGUAGGUGUAGGAUAUAUAGUAUAUUAAUACUAUAACACAUUAGGCAAAUCCCACGGCAACAAAACACGAGAGAGAUCCAUAGUUCAUAAAUAAAAGUCUGGCCUUAAUUGUCAAGACGUGUUUUGGGGUGAAAUGGAGUAGUUCUUAUGAGAGUUUCGAAGUUAAACGUGCUCGGUGUGGAGUAGAACAAAGAUGGGUGACCUUAUGGGAAAUCACCUUGAAUUGCACCUCAAGUCGAAAACCGUGAGGGUGGAGGCCCAAAGCAGACAAUAUCUUCGUCGGGAAAAGGUUCGGGAUGUUACAAAUAUCAUACACCAUCGACGAUAACUCAAAUUAUUUUAUAAGAUUAUAAAAAAAAUAUAUUGAUAAAUGAUAUGUAAGCUU